AUGUGGAUCCGGGCCCUGCUAUGGCUGCCACUGCUAUUUGAAAAUGUUUUGGCCGACGACUAUUUUUCAAUUGGGGCUCAUUUAUCGGCCGAUGCGUUGAGUAGGGCGUUGCGCGGGACGGUUAAUGAUUUAUUGCAGAUACCGAGGGCUCAGAACAAUAUCACGAUCCCGGUCUUCCAAAAAGUUGACCUUAAACCACAGGCUUUUCUCGACGAGUUGGCCGAACAAUUGGACGAGAGAUUUUUAGAUAUCAAACAACAGCUAGCCAACAUCGCCAAGAAGGUCACCGUCAAGUCGAAGAAGGAUGACAAUAGCUGCGGACAGCUGGUGAACUCGUUCUUGUUCCCGACUUCUGCUUCGAAUUGCUGCCCGACAGUUGAGGGAGAAGCAGAUUUUGAGGUCGAUCGGAAUGCUACGACGCUCCUUCUCCGAAAUCCGGCUGUUCAAUCAUUGUUCAUCUACAAUUCUAACCAGCUGUCAGAAUGUCCUCCCAGAAGAUCAUCUACGGAUCGGGCCCAACAUUGGCGACAAAUCCUUUCCGGGCUACAUCAAGGUGUUCGUCGUGAUGUCGUGAUUGCAAUUGAUAUGAACGACCUCCAUACUGACGCUGAGCUGCAGCAAGUCAAGACGACUGCUAAGGCCUUGCUGGACGUGGCGCUGGCAGGCGAUCGUUAUUCGAUUGUUGCAAAUUCUAAUAAUGGGUUGGAAACGCAUUGCAGUUCGUCGAUUUCUCAUUUGCAAGAGAUUGUGAAGAAUUUGAGAAUCCCCGAAGAAGGUAAAGUCCGCAGCUCUCAUCCCGAAUUGAUGAAAGCGGCCACAGAUGUCUGGAAAGCAAAUAAUAACACGAAGCAUAUUAUACAUUACAUCUCUCGCGGAAUCCUCUCCGAAAUGUCUGAAGCUAUGAAAACCCUUGAAGUCCAUAAUUUGGUGCUUUAUGCGAAUGCGGCAGCUGCGCUUCACGUAUACUUGCUGACGGAGGAAGGAAAAGUGGUAGCUUCAAGCCGAAAAUCGGAAAUCGGUACCUUAAAGCUAAACGAAUUGGACCUAUGGACAAGUCCGGACGGCACUUUACCUUUUACGGUGCCACGCGCCAAACACGGCGUUUUUACAAUGCCUACACCGUCCGGAAAACGCCGAUAUCUUUGGAAAACGCUCAAAAGCGGCCUAAUAUUUGCGCCGUUGGCCCGUCGACUUGAUCCGACUGAGCAGUUGGUGAACAACUACUGGGUGUAUCUUAACGACCGUAUUGGCGUCAUCCGGUCAUCGGCUAUCAAAUCUGGGGUCCGGGAAGAAGCUGGGAUGAUGGGUGCCAUCGCGAAAUUGUGGAUAGAAGCCGGGUACGAUCCAGUCGUAAUCCGUCGUUUCAUCGCCUCCCGCCGUGGCCUCCUCGUCUCCUACCCUGCCGUCGUCCUCGACGAGUCCCUCGACCCAAGAAGCCAACUCUGGUUCCAAAAAGCCCUAAAGAACCCAAAACGACUGGCAAUCACCGGCCCAAUAGCCGACCCUUUACUCGGGGAUACCGUGGUCCUAUCGACGGCACUUUCGUAUGGGCAACAGGACAUGUUCGUGGUCGGGGUCGAGGUGACGCUCAACUUUCUGGAGCACGUCGUGCAAAGGACGGUUUCGGCUUGUAGCGAGGGUCGUCGCUGUCUUCUUCUGACCUCCAUUGGAAAUGUUGUAGCGCUACCUACAGAGUUGCUACACACUCUAUCGGUUGACGCUGUUGAACGGUACCAUCUCGCCCACGUCGACCCGACCCUAACUUCCCAUCUCCUGACCGCGCCUCACAUCUUCAGGAAGGAGGAGUGCCGGUCUACUAGCGGACAAACGCACCACCGAUUCCGUUUCAAUACGUCGUACAGCCGAGUGGAUACGAAAAUGUGCUCCUCGCUUCCACCGCUCUCUCGGCCCCAGGUACAAUCCGAGGUGGUGCUCGUUCCACAUACCAACGUCUUUUUGGCGCUUAUCAAUACGAGUUGCGUGAGGAGGAAAGAAGCUGGGCACUUCUGCCCCUGCUCGGUCUCCGAUCGCCGGUGCCUAUUUUGUGCUCGUUUUGACGAGAAUGAGUGCGAGUGCCCGUGUCAAUGUGGUCCCAACCGGGCUUCGGCGUGUGAUACUGGACCCAAGGACGUUCAUAAAACGACCACCCUCUGUACCCCAGAUACAGUACCAUACCCUCCAAAUUACGCCAAGGCCCCGCACUACUUGGAGGAGUGCCAGCCAAGCAGUUGCCCCCAAUUCCACUCCCCCUCAAGCUGCAACCUGCGCCCAGGAUCAAACGGCCUCGACGCGUCACGCGACGCACAGAACACGCCAUCUACCCCGGUAUCGUUGAUCGGAGCUUUGGUGGGAAGUGUCAUCAUCGGAUUGGCGAUCGCUAUUUUUACUUGCUACAGAAAUCGGUCCAACCGCCUCCGCGAACGCCGAAUCUGUAACAGCGACCAGGGCGGCACCCUAUUCUGUGGACGCUUCGGAACCCUCGAGCCAAACGAAGAUUUCUAUUUCGAUCACGAGGGGCUGAGCCGAGAAAAGCUGAUUCUCGCCUCAUUCGAGCGAUCUGGAGGUGGACCACCGUCUCCAAGACCUGCACCCAGGGGUCCACCUACCGUUUCGGAUCUUGGGUAUUCGACAAUGACGGAGCGGACGAAUGAGGGUAGUGAUGCGGGAACUAGCUCAAACCUGCCCGGAAUUCGGAUACGAGUUACUGACGUU
Mesorhabditis spiculigera is the source of this 2712-nucleotide messenger RNA. The record is from the annotation of a GenBank genome assembly. NCBI's taxonomy places the organism in Eukaryota, Metazoa, Nematoda, Chromadorea, Rhabditida, Rhabditidae.